Molecule: messenger RNA, 1141 nt
Organism: Aspergillus nidulans FGSC A4
Lineage: Eukaryota; Fungi; Ascomycota; Eurotiomycetes; Eurotiales; Aspergillaceae
Product: mitochondrial 37S ribosomal protein MRP4
Exons: 3
Coding region: 23-1021 (332 amino acids)
Biological process (GO): translation
Cellular component (GO): small ribosomal subunit; ribosome
Molecular function (GO): structural constituent of ribosome
Source: RefSeq, a predicted model, not a curated record
CGCUCUUCAACCAUCCGCAAAGAUGAUUGUAAGGCAGCUCUAUGCGCGGCAGAGCCGCCAGCUCCUCGCUCUCAACCGCCAGGGCUACAUCCCCAGAAGAUUCUCGUCUACAGGAACAGAGACACCAACGCCGGUUGAGACAAUAGUCCACCGUUCUAUCCCAGAGCCCGGCACUCGGCAGAGCAGUGCUGCAUUGACAAACAACCCUGCGGCCAAGGCACUCGCGCAGGAAGCUGAACAACGACAUAAAUUCCAGCAACUCGGAACGUCAGUUACGAAUGUCUAUAAACCAGAAAACCUUAUCCGCCACCCUCCCUUUCCCUCCGACAUCACCCUAGAACUCCUCCUCGCCAACCAAACCCACCUCGGCCACUCCACCUCCCGCUGGAACCCUCAGAACUCGCGCUACAUCUUCGGUAUUCGCGAGGGUAUUCACAUCAUCUCCCUCGAUAUCACAGCAGCCUACCUUCGCCGUGCCGCUAAGGUCGUCGAGGAAGUUGCCGCGCGUGGCGGUCUAAUCCUUUUCGCCGGCACACGACCAGGCCAGAAGCGCAUCGUCGUUCGUGCGGCAGAACUCUCGAAGGGUUACCACAUUUUCGAGCGCUGGAUUCCCGGAUCUCUCACAAACGGCGAACAGAUCCUCGGUCACUGCGAGAAGAAAGUUGUGAAUGUGCUUGAUGAGGAGCUGCCGGAUCUCAAGGAGUCACUUGCUGACCACGCCAUUCUCAAACCGGACCUCGUCAUUUGCCUCAACCCGCUGGAGAACGAGCCUUUGCUUCACGAGUGCGGGCUCAACAAUGUCCCUACCAUUGGAAUAAUCGAUACGGAUGCGGACCCCACGAGGGUGACUUACCCAAUUCCCGCCAAUGAUGACAGUCUGCGUUCCGUUGCUGUCAUCGCAGGUGUGCUGGGACGGGCUGGUCAGGCUGGUCAGAAGAGGAGGCUGGAGCAGGCUAAAAAGGAUUUAGAGAGGAAAGCUCUGCACGGCGAUGCAGGUGAGGUUGGAUCACCGCAAUUCUAAUCCUGGUGAAAGCUGGUUGUCUCUCAUCGUUUUUGUUUUGGGAAUUGAUAUACGGCUUGUAUGUAUAGAUAUUGUAUGGUCACUGUAUUAACAGAAUAUAUUCGGUAACUGCACUACUCG